GAGGGGAAGCUGAGGCAUUAAUCUUACAGUCUCAGUAUGAGCGAGGGACCGGGAGAGAAAUCAUCACCGACUUUAAUGAUGAAGUGGUGUUUAGUGAGGAAAUGACUCAAAAGACUUAUGACAGCUGAGGACGCAAAGAGCGCGCGCGCAUGACAGAGCCGUGAAAAGUUGUGAGGUGGACAUUAUCAUCCUCAGUAUCAUCAGCAUCGACACCAGCAUCAUCAUCACUAUUACUGUUACUACUAUUAUAUCUCCGAAAAUGCGGCGUCCUUCCGUUUUGCUCAUGUGCGUUUUUACCGUCGCCUGCGUUAAAGCAGUCCACGGCCAGGAGGAGAAGGAAAAGCGCUUUUUGUGCACUGUGAUCCCUGUUGAUAAAGACCCGAGUUGUCCUGUCCAGACGGAGUUUGUUCAGAGUGUCCAGGGUGAAGGUUUGAAGAAGACAGUGAUGCAGCUCCGGGAGACUGUUCUCCAGCAACAAGAGACAAUAACCCAGCAACUGGGUGCCAUCAAAGAGCUGACAUCCAAACUGUCUCAAUGUGAGAGCACCUCGGAGGAGUCUUCGUCGUGGAGGAACGGUAAAGACACGAUGGACGAUGUCCCGAGAGAUCCGAAUGAAACUCUGGACGCACUGGGCAAGACCAUGCAGAGCCUGAAGGACAGGCUUCAAAACCUAGAGCAACAGCAGUUGCGAGCCAGCCUUUCUGGAGCUCCAUUUCCCAGUGAACUGCGAGACAUGCUGCAACGUAGGCUGGGUGAUCUAGAGAGCCAACUACUGAGUAAAGUCAACGAGAUGGAGGAAGAGAAGUCACAGCUGUAUAACGAGACAUCUGUUCAUCGCCAGCGAACAGAAAACACCCUUAACACCCUCAUUAACAGAAUUUCUGAUCUGGAGAAAGCAGGUACAGGACUCAAGUCCCCUGAGGAUUUUAAACUCUCCCUACCACUGCGCACAAACUACCUUUUUGGUCGCGUGAAAAAGAGCCUGCCAGAAAUGUAUGCCUUUACUGUGUGCAUGUGGCUCAAGUCCAGUUCCAGCCCUGGCAUUGGGACCCCUUUUUCUUAUGGUGUCCCCGGGCAAGCAAACGAGAUUGUGUUGAUUGAAUGGGGCAACAAUCCAAUAGAGCUACUCAUCAAUGACAAGGUGGCACAGUUACCUCUGUCUCUGAAUGAUGGAAGAUGGCACCACAUCUGCAUUACCUGGACUACCAGAGAUGGUUUGUGGGAGACCUACCAGGAUGGCCAGAAAGUGGGAUCAGGAGAGAACCUGGCCCCAUGGCACCCCAUCAAACCUGAUGGAGUCCUUAUUCUGGGCCAGGAACAGGACGUGGUCGGGGGCCGCUUUGAUGCCACGCAAGCAUUCGUCGGGGAACUGGGUCACUUCAAUAUGUGGGAUCGGGUUCUCAGAUCUGUAGACAUCAGCGCCAUGGCCAACUGCUCCUCUUACAUCCCUGGGAAUGUGGUGGCCUGGGCUGACAGCAACAUUGAGGUGUUUGGUGGUGCCUCUAAAGGGCCACUUGAAUUAUGUGAAGACAGAAUCUUUAACAAUUAAAGAAAACUGUGGCCCAAAUCCUUGUCAUUGUACUUUGUGGUUUUGUUUCAUAAUGCAGUAUGUAUUUUUUUUUUUAAAUAAUUGUUUUGUAUUUUAUGUUACAGAAUAUGUAUAUGUGUUUUGAUAGGCUUAAUAUUAAGACUGUGUCAUUUAAGUGAGUUCAUUAAUGUUCUGUCUGGACUUUAGUAUGUUGAUGGUUUACUAAUAGACCUGUAUUAGGAAUAUCUUUUUGUUAUGAAUAAGAGAAGAUAUCCAGGGAUGGAAAAAAUUAACCAUAAUAACUGUAAGGUAGUUUCAUUUAAUUUUUUAUUUAUUUAUUUAGAACUUAUUUUAUUACCUUUUUAAACGAACUCAUAUGUCAUAAAUUGUAUUGUUCUGAGUCAGUCAACUCAUUACACAGUGGAAACACUAUUUUUAAAAGAAGUUCUCGUUUUAGCUUUCUGUCUGUUUUAUCCAGGCAACAAAAUACUGUCAUAAAUCAGCACAGACAAAGUGAUUGACUCUUGUUGUAUACAUUUUUGUGACAUUUUAAAUGAAUGGUACAAUGGAAACUAAUUUUUUAAAGGGAAUCUUGUGUUUAUUGUUCAGGUUUGGCUCUGUAGCUUUGUGUUUGUACCAUGAUUUAUGAUUCUCUUUGCAUUGUGAGAAAGGCCUUUGUUGUAAAAUUUUGUGCCAAUGCUUAUAUUGCUGUUUACCGAUGAGAAAAUAUAUGAAAUA
Molecule: messenger RNA, 2266 nt
Organism: Hemibagrus wyckioides
Lineage: Eukaryota; Metazoa; Chordata; Actinopteri; Siluriformes; Bagridae
Gene: nptx2b
Product: neuronal pentraxin IIb
Exons: 5
Coding region: 260-1549 (429 amino acids)
Source: RefSeq, a predicted model, not a curated record